Molecule: messenger RNA, 564 nt
Organism: Lachancea lanzarotensis
Lineage: Eukaryota; Fungi; Ascomycota; Saccharomycetes; Saccharomycetales; Saccharomycetaceae
Gene: LSM4
Product: LALA0S01e06282g1_1
Exons: 1
Coding region: 1-564 (187 amino acids)
Biological process (GO): P-body assembly; mRNA splicing, via spliceosome; nuclear-transcribed mRNA catabolic process
Cellular component (GO): U6 snRNP; P-body; spliceosomal tri-snRNP complex
Molecular function (GO): U6 snRNA binding
Source: RefSeq, a predicted model, not a curated record
AUGCUUCCCUUGUAUUUGCUAACAAAUGCCAAAGGUCAGCAAAUGGUUAUAGAACUGAAAAAUGGUGAGACCAUCACAGGCCAGCUGGUGAAUGUCGACAAUUGGAUGAACUUGACUUUGUCGAAAGUUACACACACAUCGACCAACGAGUCCGUUAAACUGCCAGAAAUAUACGUUAGAGGCAGUUUCGUCAAAUACAUCAAACUCCAAGACGACUUGAUCGAGAAGGUCAAGCAGAACAGCGCUCAGCAGCAAUCUCAAGGCCACAGUCAGGGCAAGGACUUCAGAAGGAGACAAGGUGGCAGAAAAGACGGUGAAAAGAGAUUCAAUUCAGGCAACAAUUCCAGACGCGGUGACAGUCGUGACUUCCACCAUGGAAAUAACAACAACAACAGCAGUGGUGGCCGUCGAUUCAACAAUGGUCAAAGCAACAACUACAAUAACAGAACGAACGAAGAUCGUUUAACUCCAAGUAAUCAUUCAAGCGCCAUGGGAGGUUUCGUCAAGCACCACCAAACAUCUUCUUCCCAACAACCACUGAAUUUGGGAGGGCAAACUAUCUAA